Amborella trichopoda is the source of this 2214-nucleotide messenger RNA. Its product is annotated as Amidase family protein. Gene Ontology annotation, molecular function: glutaminyl-tRNA synthase (glutamine-hydrolyzing) activity. Lineage: Eukaryota; Viridiplantae; Streptophyta; Magnoliopsida; Amborellales; Amborellaceae. The record is from RefSeq and is a predicted model, not a curated record.
UUCAAAUUUAAUGAAGAAUUUUGUAUGGGUUCAGGCCUUGCAGGGAAAGAGGAGCAGUGAGCCCUUAUCUCCCGUUGGAAAGGGAUUAGGGAACAGUCAGAUUAGAGGGUUUUGGUGAUCGGAUGGUUGCUAAAGUACUAUAUGAACAUUGGUUAUGAGGGUUGCUUAAAUCUUCUAAGAAAAAUGGGUCUUUGUCUUGUUUUACUCUGGAAAAGAUUAAUUGGGUGAUAAGAGGACAGUUGAAUCCUUUGGAAAAUUGUGAAACAGAGAAUGGGGAGUGUCUUGCUGCAAAUGAAACCAUGACAUCCAAUGAAGAUGAUGAUAUAUCAAGCCUUAAAACAGCUUUGAGGUUCUUGGAUGUUGAUUUCUUUAACGAUUCAAAGCUCCGGGAAAUGGUGAAGGGUGCAGAGGAGUUAAAUGUACCUGCUUUUAGAGACAUCCGCAAGCUAGUUGCUUCAACCAAUGGGGGAUUGCAUGAUCCAUAUCCAUUAGUUUUCCACCCAAGCUGGGUAGGUGCUAAGGGAGUGCCUUCAAAUUGUGAACUAUACAAAUUCCCAAGAAUCUCUGGUGUACAAAGGCCCCAAAGAAAUGAGGAUAUCGCUUUCAUGACUGUUUUGGAGCUUGGAGCACUAAUUAGGACUAAACAAAUCACAUCUAGGGAGCUCACUGAUAUUUUUUUGCAAAGAAUGAAGAGGUAUGAUAAUAUAUUAGAAGCAGUGGUUACCUUUACAGAAGAGCUAGCAUACAGUCAGGCUGAAAGGGCUGAUGAUUUACUGAAGGAGGGUACAUACUUAGGUCCACUCCAUGGCAUUCCUUAUGGUCUAAAAGAUAUAAUUGCAGUCCCCGGCUAUAAGACAACUUGGGGUUCAAGGACCUUUAAAGAUCAAGUUCUGGACAUGGAGGCCUCAGUCUACAAAAAAUUAAGAUCUGCUGGCGCAGUCCUCAUAGCAAAGCUUGCUACUGGAUCUCUGGCAUAUGAUGACAUCUGGUUUUUGGGAAGGACAAGAAACCCUUGGAAUAUUGGAGAAUUCUCUACUGGUUCCUCAGCUGGACCUGCUUCAGGCACCUCUGCAGGCCUUGUCCCCUUCGCCAUUGGUUCAGAAACAGCUGGUUCUAUAUGUUUUCCGGCUGCUCGCUGUGGGGUCACUGCAAUACGCCCAACAUUUGGAACAGUUGCCCGUACUGGUGUUAUGAGUAUCUCUGAGAGCUUGGAUAAACUUGGUCCUUUCUGCAGAAGUGCAUCAGAUUGUGCUAUCAUUUUGGACAUCAUUAGAGGGAGAGAUCAAGAUGAUCCCUCAUCAAGAGAUGUAUUCUUUGAGGAUCCUUUUUCUAUUAACAUCUCUAAACUUAGAGUUGGUUACCUCCCUGAUGCUGAGGUGGAGGUUGUACACGUUCUUGCUUCAAAGGGUGUCAAUAUGGUCCCUUUCAAUCUUACAUACACAGUGAAGACAGCCCAAUCCAUUCUAAAUUUUACAAUGGAUGUUGAUAUGUUAAGCCACUUUGAUGAAUGGCAACGAGCUGGAGGAGAUGAUGAAUAUGAAGCACAAGAUCAGUGGCCAGUGGAACUUCGACGUGCACGUUUGAUACCUGCAGUUGAUUACGUGCAGGCUCAUAGAGCACGUGGGAAAUUGAUAAAAGAGGUUCGAGAAAGCUUUACAGUUGAUGCAUUUGUGGGCAAUGCAACUGAUUGGGAGAGAGUUUGCAUGGGCAACCUGGUGGGCCUUCCGGUCAUUGUUAUCCCUACUGGAACAAAGAACAUUACAGACCCACCAAAAGGUGGAACUCAUCGAAGGACUACAGUCACUACUGGGAUAUUUGCACCACCCCAUCGUGAUUCAGUGGCCCUGGCACUUGCAAUGGCUUAUCAGUCGGUCACUGACCACCAUAAGCAGCGGCCACCAAUUGACGAAGAAGAGACCUCAUAUUCCGAUGAAUCGUUCAUUGGGGAAUGAUCGUGUAGAAUCGACGUCGGGUUCCUAAUCUGAAUUUGUUAUGUAGUCCGAGCACGAUCAAACUCUAGAAGAAAUCCCAUUGGAAAUUGGUUCUUUUUUUUUUUUUGGUUGCUACUUGUUCUGUGGGAUAGUAAACUUGGAUCAUCAAAAGUGCUUCUAUGUAAUUUGGUGCACCUUGUUCUGUGGGGAGAAAGAGCUAUUUCAGAUGAUUUAUUUGGUAGGUUCUUUGAGCUAUUUCAGAUGAUGUAUUUGGUAGGUUCUU